Messenger RNA from Penicillium taxi, 579 nucleotides. RefSeq lists its product as uncharacterized. The record is from RefSeq and is a predicted model, not a curated record. Bases 1 to 579 code for a protein of 192 amino acids. The transcript has a single exon. NCBI's taxonomy places the organism in Eukaryota, Fungi, Ascomycota, Eurotiomycetes, Eurotiales, Aspergillaceae.
AUGAAUCGUUUGCUUUUAUGGAAUCCUUCAUCAAUCUGCGAGCUAGAACCUGGUCCCCGCGGAGAAGGAAAUAAAUGCUGUGGAGUUAUAAAUGCAGGAAUAUCGUGCAAAAAUUUUAUAAAGCAGAAAAAGUUGAAGGAGGGUCGUCAAAAGCUACACGCUUUGGCUGAGAGACCUUUUAGUCUCUCCAACCUCCAACCUAUAUUACGCGAUAUUGCAAGUGAAUUUCUCUGCACGAGAUGGCACCGGCAGCGCCAGGCCGAUCAAGUCAGUCAAAAGUGGUAUCAGGCGGCAGUCCGGAACCAGCUCAAUGCACGCACAUCUCAGAGUUUAUCGCCCUCGACUCUUAGGGCAGAAGGCCACCCUUUACGACAGUUCACAGCCACACAAAAUAUUGGGAUGGGAAGAAUUCGGCAAUCCGCAACCAGCGAGGAGCUCGCUGACCAGGUUCAAAUUCCCGACCUUGAACGUCUUUCUUUCGUCUACCCUACUCCUGUAUCAGCGCCAUCCCGGAGCUCUGUUCGAUCAGUUGAUGGCAAUAUGCUUCGGGAGAAUCGAGUACCCUGGCAGGUGUCAUAG